UGUCAGUAAGAGGAAAUGAGACAGAAAGCUGCUCACUCAUCUCACAUACAGCUCAGUGAACGCUGUGUGUUCAGCCUCUAUGCCCAUAUCAGGAACCUGCGCACCUGUGAGCUGACGUCACACGCUGAAAGUACCUGCAGCAACUCGCCCAGCUGCACUCAGUCAGUAACUUCCUUCAGGAGAGGAGACAAAGAAGACACGACGCAAACUCGUCAAGGAAUAUAUUUAUUAUUCAUUACAUUGCGAGGAAUACUGAAAGUGGAGUACAGGCAGAUGGGGACCGCUCAGUUCGCGGUUUUGGGAAUUUUAAUCGCCGUUUUUCAGGCCUCUGUCUUAGUGCCUGCCGAAGAGCCAACAUGUGUACCUGGAUUCAAGUCAAGCAGGUUCAUUUUCAAAGUGUCCACAAAGUUCCUGAAGCCACACACAAGACUGGGAAAAGUGGCCUUCACUGACUGCACAGACCGCACCAUAUUUGUCUUCAAAAGUGAUGACAGACAUUUCACGGUACAGGGAGACGGCAUACUGAAGGUGAAAGAACUUGUACAUAUUCGUGGGAACCAGGAUUUCUUCGUCCACACCUGGACCUCUCAAGGACACAAAAUUAGUGUUCCUGUCAGAGUAUUGCAUCAUAGCAAUCACCAUGGAGACCACAUACACCACAACCACCAGCACCAUCACCACCACCAUACUAAAGUGGACCCUGCUAAUAAGACUCAGAGUGUCGCCGAUCAGCCGGUGCCCAUUCUGCAUUUCCGCAAAGCUAGUGCAGGGCUGAGGAGGAGGAAGAGAGACUGGGUCAUUCCUGUCAUCAGUGUUUCUGAGAACGUCAGAGGACCCUUCCCACUGAAAGUCUCUCAGAUCCGAUCCAAUGAGGACAAGGUAAAGAAGAUCUUCUACAGCAUCACUGGUCCAGGAGCUGAUCAGGAACCUGUUGGCCUGUUCACCAUGGACAGAGACUCUGGCACUCUGUACCUCACACAACCACUGGAUAGAGAGCAGAUAGAUGUAUACAAGUUCCUAGCACACGCGGUGGCAGAUGAUGCAGGAAAGGGCGAGGAACCAAUGGAAAUUAAUGUGAAAGUGAUUGACCAGAACGACAACAAACCUAUUUUCUCCCAAGACACCUACCUGGGGGAAGUGGCUGAGGCCUCAGCAAAAGGUUUUGAGGUGAUCAAGGUUGUUGCCACCGAUGCUGAUGAGCCACUUACUGACAACUCGGAUAUCCUCUACAGAAUUAUAGACCAGGAGCCAAAAUUGCCCGCAGACGACCUGUUUGAAAUCAACCAAAAUAACGGAGUCAUCAGAGUCAAUGCCGGUGGGCUAGACAGAGAGAAAUACCCAAAGUACACUCUGGUUGUACAAGCCGCUGACAUGAAGGGAGGAGGCUUGGAAGGAGAAACCAAAGUAAUCCUUACUGUGACAGACAGCAACGACAACGCUCCGGUCUUCACUCAGCCAUUGUAUGAGGCAUCAGUAGCUGAAAAUAAAGCGGACACUCUGGUCGUCACCAUGUCAGUAACCGACAAAGAUGAGCCACAUUCCCCAGCCUGGAACGCCAAGUUCACCAUCGUGGAUGGUGAUCCCGGAGGACUUUUCACAGUGAAAACAGGAACCAACAAGCUCGAAGGAAUCAUCUCUACUGUCAAGGGUCUCGACUUUGAGAAGAGCGGCACGCACACUCUGAUGGUUGCCGUGGAGAAUGAGGUUCCUUUUGCUACUUCUCUGCCCACUGCCACGGCCACAGUGGUGGUGACUGUGGAGGAUGUCAAUGAAGCUCCAAUCUUUGAUCCAAUGGAGAAGCAUGUGACUAAACGGGAAGACCUUGAGGUUGACGCUGAUGUGGUGCAGUACACCGCCUCUGACCCAGACUAUGCCCGAAAACAGAAAGUCAUGUAUAGAAUAAUUAGAGACCCCGCUGGCUGGCUGAGCGUGGCCAAAGACACAGGCCUGAUCAAAGUAAAGAACAUCAUGGACAGAGAGUCCCUCUUCGUCAAGGACAACAAAUACACCGUUCUCAUUGGUGCAUAUGACAAUGAUGAAGUCCCAGCCACAGGAACUGGCACUCUCAUUAUUCAGCUCGAAGAUGUUAAUGACAAUGCGCCCACCAUUACCGAACGUCUAAUCAGGCUGUGUAACAAGGAACCGGCCUCCCACCUGCUGGCGGUGACGGAUAAAGACGGACCAGGCUUCACUGCUCCGUACAGCGUCUCUCUACAGGGCCUGUCAAAGAGCAACUGGACCGCUAGGAUGAAUGCAUCAAAAACGGGCAUACUCCUGCAUUUGGCCACAGAGCUGCCCAGUGGAGACUACACUGUGGUCCUGAGGGUGGCAGACAACCAGGGCUUGGAGCAGGACAGCACGGUGCAGGCCAAAGUGUGUGAUUGCACCGGAGAGGAAGUGGUCUGCAAAGGCCGUGUGGCAGGGGGCCCUGACUUGCCUGUCAUUCUGGGAAUACUGGGAGGCAUCCUGCUGCUGCUCAUGCUGGUGUUGCUGCUGCUUCUGUUUGCGAGACGGAGAGGAGGCGAGCAGAAGGAACCUUUACUGCAGGACGACGACAUCCGAGACAACAUCUAUUACUACGAUGAAGAGGGAGGCGGAGAGGACGAUCAGGACUAUGAUCUGGGUGUUCUCCACCGCGGUCUGGACAACCGGCCCGACGUCAUCAGAGACGACGUGCUGCCAAACUUCAUGCCGGCUCCUCUGUACCGGCCCCGCCCCGCCAACCCAGAUGAAAUCGGAAACUUCAUUGUGGAUAACCUGAAGGCCGCCGACAACGACCCCACUGCCCCCCCCUACGACUCCCUGCUGGUGUUUGACUAUGAGGGAGGCGGAUCGGACGCGGGAAGCCUCUCCUCCUUGAACUCGUCGAGCAGCGGGGAUCAGGACUACGACUGCCUCAGUGACUGGGGGCCCCGCUUCAAGAAGCUGGCCGACAUGUACGGAGGAGGAGAAGAUGAUGAUAUGCUGUAAACCAACUUUGGAACUAAUGAUAAGGAUAGGUGGAUGCACAUAUGGCUCUGUGAAUGUAAAAUUGAUGUAACCAUGAACUGAUAAAUGACUGCAUCCCAGGGAAAGAGCAGCCCACAGAUGUUCCUCUGUGGGGAGACGGAGCAGUCCUGUCCAGCCGCUGCUCAGGAGCCAAAGGAUGACUUUCUUUUUCUAAACAUGAGUUCCCCAUUUAGAACCGUUGGGCUCGCUCCGCCUGUCUGUGGGAUCCCUGUUUAGUUCUAGACUUUAGACCAACUGCUUUUUGUUUAUUUCUGUUCUUUGAAUCCUGGAGCCACAUCAUCAGUCUCUAUGUUCCUUUCUGAAUUGUGUGCAGAUGUUUCUGCCUGUGUUGUCGCUGCCUGAUGACACUGGACACGUACACAGAUGCUUGCAUUUGCGCUGGUAAUGUUUCUAUAAUUGUGGCAUGUAUGGUACUUAAUAUUUUUCCCGUUUUUUUAUUUAAUUUUUAUGGAGUUGGUACUGAUUCAGUGAAAUUGCAUUGUUUUGUAUUUCUGUUUGAGGAAUGAAAUCACAAAUGAUCAAGGGGAAACCCAGGUAGCAGCCUGCACCACAUAACCCUGUAGGGGUGUGCUCAAUGAGUUCUAAAUAAAUGCUUUUUAAAAUGUUUGAAAAGUGUCUGUUCAGUUGACAUCUUUAUUACAUUGAAAUGUCAAAACACUUUGCUGUAACCUCCAAUGUUACUUUAUUGCAAACGCUUUGUUAUUUGAAUUUUUUUAUAAAGUUAUCUUAAUACAAUG
Molecule: messenger RNA, 3746 nt
Organism: Gymnodraco acuticeps
Lineage: Eukaryota; Metazoa; Chordata; Actinopteri; Perciformes; Bathydraconidae
Product: B-cadherin-like
Exons: 19
Coding region: 16-2970 (984 amino acids)
Biological process (GO): cell-cell junction assembly; calcium-dependent cell-cell adhesion; adherens junction organization
Cellular component (GO): cytoplasm; adherens junction; plasma membrane
Molecular function (GO): cadherin binding; calcium ion binding
Source: RefSeq, a predicted model, not a curated record